AUGUUGUUGCGUCGGUUCCUGAUUCUAGGCUCAGUGAGUCUGGCAGUCGGGGCUGUGGCUGCAGAGACAGAUUCAGAACAGACUUUACCUCAGUGUGCGAUUACAUGCCAGAAGCAGGUGCUUGCUAAUAACUCGACAACUUGCGCAUCUACCGAUACAUCAUGCCUCUGCGACGACAACACAUUCCAAAAUGAUAUGACCAUCUGUGUUUCAACAAGUUGUAAUGGAAGGCAGACACUCCUCACCAAACGGCUUAGCAAUCGCCAAUGCGGCAUACCUACCCAUAGAGGACGCCCGGAGAUAGAAGCUGCCACACUAGUUCCUCUUAUUCUCUCAACAAUCCUUUUCGCCAACCGAAUGAUUGCUAAAUUCAUGGGACUUGGCGGUGGCUGGGGCGCAGACGAUUUCACUAUUAUCGUAGCUUAUAUCCUGGCAGUAGCUAUAUUCGGCACGAAUGCAGCAAUGAUUCACCAUGGAUUCGGGCAAAACCUCUGGGAUAUUAGCCCAAUGGAUGACAUAACGAUAGUGCUCAAGUAUUUCUUUGCGUUUGUCGUGAUGUACAAGACAGAAAUCUCGCUGGCGAAAAUCUCCGUGUGUCUUUUCUUAUUGAGAAUCUUCCAGUCGCCAAUGUUCCGCUAUACAACGUUCAUAAUCAUUGGCUUGAAUGCGGCGAUUGCGGUCACCUGGGUGCUUACUGAUUGCCUUCGAUGUAUCCCAGUCCACUUGGCAUGGGAUCAAUGGGAAACAGGCGAGAAAGGGAGGUGUGUUGAUUUUAUUAUGGUAACCUUUGUGAACGCCUUCGUCAAUAUCGGCGUGGAUGCAGUCAUGGUGCUCAUGCCCGUCUACGAGGUUAUUAAACUGAACCUUUCUGCGCGCAAGAAGGUCGGUGUGAGCGUUAUGUUUGCAAUGGGCCUAGUGUUAACAGCCGUUGCGAUCAUCCGAGUGAUUGUCUUUUACUUCAACCGCUGGAAUACAAACCCUACAGUCCAACUUCAACCGAUCGUGCACUGGUCGGUCCUCGAAACCCAAAUCACGAUCAUGUGUGCCUGUCUCCCGACAUUUCGCGCCAUGAUGGUCCACCUCUUCCCCAAGAUGCUAGGCAACAGCAGCAACCAGUCAUACUACGAAAACAGAAACACGCCCAACGCCAGAGCCACCUUCGCCUCCAACCAAGCACUCAGCAAAAGUCACAUCAACAAGACCGUUUCUUACACGGUCGACUACACGGCGAACAAGAGGCCUCAGAGACACAGUUUCGUGCAACUGGUCGAAAUGGAGCCACAGGAGCGUGCUUGAGCGGAGAGAAUUCGGUCUAGCCCGAAAUUAAAUUUGGGGAGUUUUCC
Aspergillus alliaceus is the source of this 1343-nucleotide messenger RNA. RefSeq names its product CFEM domain-containing protein. NCBI's taxonomy places the organism in Eukaryota, Fungi, Ascomycota, Eurotiomycetes, Eurotiales, Aspergillaceae. The coding region runs from base 1 to 1296 and encodes 431 amino acids. The record is from RefSeq and is a predicted model, not a curated record. The transcript has 8 exons.